AUGGAGGGUAAUCACAGCGGCUUGACCGGAGGACACAUCUACGAAGUGUCGGUGCAGAGCAACUCCACCAACCGCAGCUCCCAGUUUGCGGACGUGGCCUUGCUGCAGGCUUUCAAGCCGCUGAUCAUCCCCUUCUACGCGCUGGUGGUGGUGGUGGGGGUUUUCGGGAACUACCUGCUCCUGUACGUCAUCUGCCGAACCCGCAAGAUGCACAACGUCACCAACUUCUUCAUCGGGAACCUGGCCUUCUCCGACAUGCUCAUGUGCGUCACCUGCGUCCCUUUCACCCUGGCCUACGCCUUCAACCCGCACGGCUGGGUGUUCGGCCGCUCCAUGUGCUACCUGGUGUUCCUCGUCCAGCCCGUCACCGUCUACGUCUCGGUCUUCACUCUCACUGCCAUCGCCGUGGACAGAUACUAUGCAACAGUCCACCCCCUGAAAAAGCGCACCUCCGUGGCGACGUGCGCCGCCGUCCUGACCGGGAUCUGGCUGCUGUCCUGCGCCCUGGUGGCGCCCGCCGUGACCCACACCUACCACGUGGAGUUCAAGCAGGAGGGCUUCACCAUCUGCGAGGAGUUCUGGCUGGGUCAAGAGAAGGAGAGGCGCGCCUACGCCUACGGCACGCUGCUGAUCACCUACGUGCUCCCGCUGUCCGCCGUCUUCGUCUCCUACCUCUGCAUCACCGUCAAACUCCGGAACUGCGUGGCUCCGGGCAACAGGACGCAGAACCAGGCCGGCGCCCACCAGGCCCGCAAGAGGAAGAUCUUCCGCCUGGUGGCGCUCUUGGUGUCGGCCUUCGCGGUGUGCUGGCUGCCCAUCCACGUCUUCAACGUGCUGAGAGACAUCGACAUCCACCUGAUCAACAAGCGCUACUUCCUGCUCAUCCAGCUGCUGUGCCACCUGUGCGCCAUGAGCUCGUCCUGCUGCAACCCCUUCCUCUACGCCUGGCUGCACGACCGCUUCCGCGCCGAGCUGCGGAAGAUGUUCAAGUGUCGCCGCCGCAUUGGAGUGCCUGCCAACCACUGCGCCGCCAGCGUGGUGCUUUAA
Molecule: messenger RNA, 1047 nt
Organism: Salarias fasciatus (jewelled blenny)
Lineage: Eukaryota; Metazoa; Chordata; Actinopteri; Blenniiformes; Blenniidae
Product: prolactin-releasing peptide receptor
Exons: 2
Coding region: 1-1047 (348 amino acids)
Biological process (GO): G protein-coupled receptor signaling pathway
Cellular component (GO): neuron projection; plasma membrane
Molecular function (GO): neuropeptide binding; neuropeptide Y receptor activity
Source: RefSeq, a predicted model, not a curated record